GGUCCUGCAGCCUUGCCUUGGUGGAGUCUCUCCAGCUGUCUCCUAACCUGGCCAGUCGUCACAGAGAGGGUGGUGGUCAUAGUCUCGGUGGUGGAAGAGCCCUUUGAUGUGGAGGGCUCUGAGUCCAUGCAGCUCACCAGAGGGGGGAGGGGGGGAGGCAGCCGAGGUGUUUGUGAGGUGAGGUGUGAGGAGGAGACAGAUGAGGGCUGUGAACUAAACCUGUUGAAGAAAGAGUUUAGCUCGUUGGAAAGAGUUUAGCUCGUUGGCCCUCUCCAGGGAGCCCCCUGGUUGUCGCCCUCCAACCUUGAAGCCAGUAAUCCGCUUCAUCCUGGUCCACACCUCCUUCACGUUGUUCUGCUGGAGUUUGGCGUCAACAGGAUCAGGUUGUGAUCAGACCUGCCAAGGGGGGGAAGGCAGUGGCACUGUAUGCAUCCUUAGCAUUAGCAAACAGAAGGUCCAGAGUUGUAUUAUUCCUUGUGGGGCAGUCAACAUACUGGUGAAAAGUUGGCAGGGCUUUAUCCAGAGUGGUGUGGUUAAAGUCUCCAGUAAUCACCAAAAAUGCACCAGGAUGUUGACUCUGUAGUCCAGAUACAGUGGAGUGGAUUGUGUCCACUGCUGCCUCUGCGUCAGCUGAUGGAGGGACAUACACAUCGACAACAAUGGCGGAUGAGAAUUCCCUCGGCAAAUAAUAAUGACGCAUCCCAACGGCUAACAGUUCAAUGUCCGGGCUUUCUUCACAAGCGUUUCUUCACACACACAUAGUCAGGAUUGCACCACCUCUCUUCUUACUGCUUUAUUACCUCAGUAAACAUAAGUUUAUGGCCUCAAUCUCUAGUUUCAAGUCUUUGCUCUACAGCGAUGUUCUUGUCGCUGUCUGUGGUGCUGAUCAGAGAUCAAUAUACUCAGUAUUGAUUAUUUAUUAUUGGAAACUUUAUUUAGCAUUUAAUGAAUUGAGUUCCAGUCUGUAAAUUAAAACCACGUUUGUACAUUUGAGCCUCCACAAUGUUCCAUUAGAGCAGCGACUGAUCGACGACCUGAUGACAUUUAGUUAGUUUCUAGGAAACAACAAGUUAAAAGCACAUUAACCUUCACCAUGACAUUAAAUAAUCAGGUCACAUAUUUUGAUGAGUUGUGAGUGCAGAGAGUUAAUGGAUCACUCUGAGCCGGAUCAAUAAUCUUCCCUCAUCAAUGGAUCCCAUAUAAAGAGCUGCAGCAGGACCAGAAGGUCCACAGAGACCAGUGAGACCUGAGACCAUGAGUCAUCCCCCCCCCCCGACCAUGAGGUCCACUCUCUGCUCUCUGGGAGGACACUGCACCUCCUUCAGGACGUCGAGGCUCCUCCCCCUGCCUGGCCACGCCCCCGCUCACCUGCAGCCUCACCUGUUCCCUACCGUGGACGUUCCCGACCACGCCCACUACAUCAUCGGCUCCGUCGUCCUGUCGGUGGGGGUGACGGGCAUGCUGGGAAACGCUCUGGUCGUCUACGUGUUCUGUCGCUGUCGGACACUGCGGUCGCCCAACAACCUUCUCGUGGUCAACCUGGCUGUCGCAGACUUCCUGAUGUCUCUGACGCAGACGCCGGUCUUCUUCGUGGCCAGCCUCCACCGCCGCUGGGUGUUCGGGGAGCUCGCCUGUGAGCUGUACGCUUUCUGCGGGGCAUUGUUCGGCAUCACCUCCAUGAUGACGCUGACAGCGAUUGUGGCGGGCCGCUGCCUGGCCAUCACAUGGCUGUUGUCCCUGCUGGGGGCGAGUCGUGUGCGGCUGCUGGCGGUGCUGGGGGGGGCUUGGCUGUAUUUUCUGGGCUGGAGUCUGCCCCCAUUCUUCGGGUGGAGUGCCUACGUCACCGAAGGCCUGCAGGCAUCCUGCAGUUGGGACUACAUGAGCUUCACCGCCGCCGUGCACACCUACACCGUCCUGCUGUUCGACUACGUCUUCUUUGUCCCUCUCGGUCUGAUCGGCGGCUGCUACUUCGUCAUCUUCCGGGCGGUGUGGCGGGCGGGGCGGGAUGUCGAGCGGCUGAGCUGCGGAGAGACUAACAAGGCGUACCGGCGUCUGCGCAGCGAGUGGCCGAUGGCUAAAGUGGCUCUGGAAGUGAUCCUGCUGUUCGUCAUCUCCUGGUCGCUGUACUCCGCGGUCGUUCUGACUGCCACAGCCGGCUACGCCCACCUGCUGACGCCCUACAUGAACUCCGUUCCUGCCGUCAUCGCUAAGGCCUCUGCCACCCACAACCCGAUCAGACGCGUCACGCACUCAAAGUACUGCGCCGCCAUCGGCCGCUGUGUCCUGCUGCUGCGUCCUCUGCUGCGGCUGUGGCUGCAGAAGGACCUGCGCUCGUCCUUCAGCUCCGGUGACGCUUCAUCUCGUCGAGCAACGCUCGGCAGUCUGAGCUCGCCGGGCAUUUGGCUUGGUGCCGGCGUCUGCCGGGGGAAGAGCCGGCUGUCCUCGGCGUCUGACAGUGAGUCCUGCUGGAUGGAGAGCGAAACCGAUGGAUCCACCGCCGGGUCAACGACAUUCAUCACCAGACAGGUGUCCACAGAUGUCACCGCAGACGCCGACAUCACCAUUAACGCAAAAGCCGACACCAACGCCAAAGCCAAUACCGACCUCAACACCAACACUGACACCAACCCCAACGUCAACACCAACCCCAACGUCACCGCCAACACCGACCCCAACGUUACCCCCAACGUCACCGCCAACCCCAUCGCCGAGGCCAACGCCGCCCUUCUCAGCCUGCAGAGUGGACCGCCGGCUGACGGUGUCUCAGGACAUGACACUGACUCUCCUGAUGGGGCUGCAUGGCUCUGCCCCCUUCACACGCCAACAGGACUCAAUUAAAGAAAAAAAGACCAAGCUGUCUUAUUUCCAGGAGGAAGUCCUCAGAUUGUUUUGUUACUGAUCAAAGGUUUUGAUACAUAUAUAUACUAGUGCUGGGCAAGUUAACACGUUAUCGCGUUAACGCAUUCAUUAAUUAACGCC
Molecule: messenger RNA, 2979 nt
Organism: Anarrhichthys ocellatus (wolf-eel)
Lineage: Eukaryota; Metazoa; Chordata; Actinopteri; Perciformes; Anarhichadidae
Gene: opn4.1
Product: opsin 4.1
Biological process (GO): G protein-coupled receptor signaling pathway; visual perception
Cellular component (GO): membrane
Molecular function (GO): G protein-coupled receptor activity
Source: RefSeq, a predicted model, not a curated record